UUUCACAUUUAAUUUAACCAACUGUUGAUGAACUCCUUCUUUAGUCAGAUUGCCUCCUUCAAUCUGGAUAAUCUUACUUUCUGUUUCUGGUAUCUUCUCUCUUUUCACAGACUUUCCCUCUCAUUUCCUUUCUUUCAAUCCCUCUCUCUUUAUUCCUUUCCGUCUUUUUUUCUCUCUUCUCUCACACUUUCCCUCUCAUUUCCUCUCCAUUCCCAUGACCGACUUCUCCCCCGUGAUUCUCACCUCUUCUUCUUCGUCUUCUCCCCCUUCUUUCAUCUCACUAGCCUUUCAAUCUUAUUAUUUCUCAUGAGUCUCCUCACUCUGCGCAACUCCAUUUCCACCGCCUUUCGUUUUACCCACAACAACAACCAACCUUCAUCAUAAUGCACUCCCCACACCCGCUUCGCAGCGGCGACACUCCUCCUCUUCCUCGAAUUUCUCACUUUCAGUCCACUUUGUCCAUACAGAAACUCAGGCGAUUCAACUCACUGAUUCUCGUCUUGCGACUCGCUGCCUUUUGCUUCACUCUUGCUGCCUCCGUUUUCAUGCUUACUAACUCUCGCGGAUCCGACUUGCCUCGAUGGGUCGAUUUUGAUGCUUUCAGAUUUGUUUUUGCUGCAAAUGCAAUAGUAGCCAUUUACUCUUUCUUCCAAAUGGGCGCCUCAGUUUGGGAGAUUUCAAAAGGGACAACUUUCUUUCCCGAAAUUUUACAAGUCUGGUUCGAUUUUGGCCAUGAUCAGAUGUUUGCAUACCUGUUACUGUCGGCGGAGUCGGCGGGAACGGAGCUGGCGAGGACACUGAAGAGCACCGACACGUGUACGGUGUCAAAUGCGUUUUGUGUACAGUCGUAUAUUUCUGUGGCGUUAGGAUUUGCUGGGUUUCUGUUUCUGGGGUUUUCGUCUUUGCUAUCGGGUUUUCGGGUGGUCUGUUUUAUAAUCAACGGCUCUCGUUUUCAUCUUUAGUCAGAGAGGGAAGGGAGGGAUUGCUGUGAUGUGUGAGGGUGUUGGAUAUUUACUGUGGUCAUUUGAACUGUUCUGAUGAUGUGCUGUGUAAGUGAGCUCAACCACCGACUAUGUACAUUGAAAGAGUGUAUUCUUUUUUUCUGUAAUUUCGAGUAUCCAAAUCGUAAUAGAAUGUUGAUAUUUUCACAA
Messenger RNA from Mangifera indica (mango), 1151 nucleotides. RefSeq names its product CASP-like protein 4C2. NCBI's taxonomy places the organism in Eukaryota, Viridiplantae, Streptophyta, Magnoliopsida, Sapindales, Anacardiaceae. The transcript has 3 exons. The record is from RefSeq and is a predicted model, not a curated record. Bases 384 to 962 code for a protein of 192 amino acids.